AGGAGGUGAACCCCAGGAUGGUGGCGCGCUGCGACCGGGAGGUGAGGCUCGCAGAACAACGCCGGAGGGAGAAGGUGGAACAGCAGACGGAGAUCAAGAUCAAGCUGGUCAUCGAGCUGGACAUUUGCGGCAUGAGUGGGUUUUGGGAUCACACGCUGAUUCAGCCCAGAUCCACGUACAAGAUGGGCCGGGAGCAAUUGGUCAAGGACUUAAUGGAAGAUCUCAGCUCCAGCUCCGGGAUCGACCCGACUCACAUGGCGCUGUUCGUGCUCCAGUACCGCAGCUCGGCACGGCAGAUCCGAUUCGGGUACAUGCAGCCCAGCAGCGCCUUCAAGUUGCAUAUCCCGCAGUACGGGUCGCCCCACUUCGACGUGAGCGACCCUAGCUUGACGGUGCUCAUGGUCUUAUCUCGGGGCUACCAUUUGCAGACCUUGAAGUGGACUCGAGAGG
Molecule: messenger RNA, 450 nt
Organism: Effrenium voratum
Lineage: Eukaryota; Dinophyceae; Suessiales; Symbiodiniaceae
Source: the annotation of a GenBank genome assembly